Molecule: messenger RNA, 882 nt
Organism: Penicillium robsamsonii
Lineage: Eukaryota; Fungi; Ascomycota; Eurotiomycetes; Eurotiales; Aspergillaceae
Product: cytochrome b5 reductase family protein
Exons: 3
Coding region: 1-882 (293 amino acids)
Biological process (GO): ergosterol biosynthetic process
Molecular function (GO): cytochrome-b5 reductase activity, acting on NAD(P)H
Source: RefSeq, a predicted model, not a curated record
AUGUUCAAAGCUCUCAUCCCCCAGUCCAUAACAGCAAAGUCGGCCGCGACCGUCACUUUCCUAGGCGUCGGAGCUUAUUGCGCCCAAUCACGUCUGAUGUCAACAGCCAAUGCAGAGUCAAAUGAGUCUCCCAAAGUCUUCUCAGGAUUUGGAUUUACAACAUUGCGCUUGCAAAGCACGAAAGAUGUAAACCACAACACAAAACGACUCGUCUUUGAGUUUCCAGACGAGCACGCCACAAGCGGAUUGUCAUUAACUUCGGCACUCCUCACCAUAUCCCGCCCCGAAGGGCGCUGGUUCCCCGUACUACGCCCAUAUACACCUAUCAGCGAUCUAAACCAAGAAGGCCAGAUCGAACUCAUGGUCAAGAAAUACCCUAACGGCAAAGCGAGCACCCACAUCCACUCCCUCGUCCCAGGAGACACCCUCACAUUCGCAGCGGCAAUCAAAGGACACGCCUGGACACCGAACCAAGCCCCGCAGGUCUACCUCAUAGCAGGCGGAGCCGGUAUUACACCGAUCUACCAGCUGGCACAGGGUAUUCUCAAUAACCCAACCGACAAAACUAAAAUCAACCUUGUCUUCGGCGUCAAUGCCGAGAAGGACUUGCUUCUACGAGAAGAGUUGGAGAGCUUUAAGACACGGUUCCCAGGCCGAUUUGACUAUAUUUACACAGUCAGUCACCCGGAGGGACAGGGUGAUGGUUUCAGGAAGGGUUAUGUCACCGAGGAACUGUUGCGGGAGGUUGUGAAGGCCGAUGGGGAUGCGAAGGUCUUUGUUUGUGGACCUCCUGCUAUGGAGGAUUCGUUGGUUGGAUCGAGAUCCCAGAAUGGGAUUUUGGCUCGGCUUGGGUUUGCGAAGGGUCAGAUUGUGAGGUUUUAG